AUGCUAAUAUUGGAAUAUUGUGAAAAUUUGGAGGGAUUCGACCCUUCCAUUGAAAAUGUCAAGUGCCUCGUUUCUUUGAACUUGAUAUCCUGUGGGAAGCUCAAGAAUUUACCUGAAAGACUAGGUGAACUAAGAAAGUUGGAGGAACUUCUCGUUGACAAUACUAGUAUAGGAAUAAUCCCUACUUGUAUAGAAUUUCUGACGGAGCUGAAGAUGCUUAGCGCCGUGGGUUGUGAAAAACUGACUAGUGUUCCCAGCUCAAUAAGCCAUCUGGUAAAUUUGUCAACCCUGAAGUUGAAAAGGUGCAAAGCACUGCAUGAACUUCCGGACUCCAUUCAGGCUUGUAGAAAAUUGCAGCACUUGUCGUUAGCGGGCUGCUACGAAUUGACAAAGAUCCCCUCUUCAAUUGGGAAGAUGGGAGAAUUGGAAUUACCUGACUCCAUUGGGGAACUGACGAAAUUGAAAAUUCUGAGGAUUUCUCAUACGGAGAUAGAAAAGUUACCAAGCGCUAUUGGAAAAUUGACAAGCCUCCAAGAGUUAGAUGCCUCAGGCUGCCAGAAACUGACAGGACAACUUCUUCUUGAUGAAGGUGGAUUGCCUUCCCUAAGCACUCUUCGUUUAGGUAGUGCAAAAAUUUCUUGCUUGCUAGAUGACUCUCACGAGCGUUCUACUCUCAAACUUCGUGAGCUUUCUGCUCUCGAACACCUCGAUUUACUUUACUGUACUGAGCUUCAGUCAUUGCCAGAACCUCCUUCCGGCUUAUUAUCCCUGCAGCUCACCUGUCUGAGCAAAAAGCUUCCAUCGCUCUCUCACCUAAGUCAUCUGGAGAAGCUCACCCUCCACUCUUGCAUGUCUCUUCGAAGCAUCCCAAAGCUUCCCUCCUGCAUACAAGAGCUCCGCGUUCAGAAAUGUCCCGAAUUGAAAAAGUUGUCAAAUCUUCACGAGUUGAAAUUCUUGUUGGAAUUAGAGUUCUGGCAAUGCUAUAGGCUGGAGAGAUUGGAUGUGGAAGCUUUAGAUUGCCUAAGAAAGUUGGGCUUAUCCACAAGCACAGAGUUGUCCAACCUCAACGACUUUGAAGUUUUAGAGUCGUUGAGAUACUUGGACCCGCAAAGCCAUAAUGAAAAGGUAGAUAAUCUCCAAGCGAUACAAGGCCUUGAAAAAUUGGGAUCCCUGGAAGUGUUGGAUAUCUUUGGGCUCGAGCACAUUCAAAAACUGGACCUUUCAAAGUCUGAGCAUCUGAAGGUGUUGACUGUUAAGAAUUGCAAAAGCUUAGUUGAAAUUUGCUGCCAUAGUAAAUUCCUGAAGGACUUUGCUUGUGAUGGGUGCGAGUCACUCAAGAAAUUCCCAGACUAUUUAGCACACGGCAAACCAUGA
Messenger RNA from Eucalyptus grandis, 1374 nucleotides. RefSeq names its product disease resistance protein TAO1-like. NCBI's taxonomy places the organism in Eukaryota, Viridiplantae, Streptophyta, Magnoliopsida, Myrtales, Myrtaceae. The coding region runs from base 1 to 1374 and encodes 457 amino acids. The transcript has 2 exons. The record is from RefSeq and is a predicted model, not a curated record. Gene Ontology annotation, molecular function: protein binding.